This is a messenger RNA of Cephus cinctus (wheat stem sawfly), 519 nucleotides long. RefSeq lists its product as uncharacterized. Bases 1 to 519 code for a protein of 172 amino acids. The transcript has a single exon. The record is from RefSeq and is a predicted model, not a curated record. Lineage: Eukaryota; Metazoa; Arthropoda; Insecta; Hymenoptera; Cephidae. Gene Ontology annotation, biological process: DNA integration. Gene Ontology annotation, molecular function: nucleic acid binding.
AUGGACAUCGUAGGACCGCUGCCGAUGGUAAAAGGAUACAAAUACGUUCUAACCAUGAUCGAUCGCUACACACGAUGGCCAGAAGCUGUAUCCAUUGCAGGCAUGGCCGAUAAAACCGUGGUAAACGCCUCCUACAGCACGUGGGUAGCACGCUUCUGCGCACCAGCAACCGUUACCACCGACAGAGCAUCUCAGUUCGAAACAGAUUUCUUCAAUGCAAUUACCAAUCUCGUCGAUGCCCAGAGGGUAAGAACAACGGCAUACCACCCAGCAUCAAACGGCAUGAUUGAAAGAUGGCACCGAUCCCUAAAAUCCGCAAUCAUGUGUCACGAAAACGACUCCUGGAUUGACAUUCUACCUACGGUCCUGCUGGGUUUGAGAACGAGCAUCAAGGAAGAUAUAAAGACAGCCACAGCGGAAUUGGUGUAUGGUACAUACUUACGGUUACCUGGAGAGCUAGUCAUAGAUUCAGCACGAAUGGAGGGACAGGAAGUCUACAGUCGGAAUCUCCGAAGUUGA